CUGUUUGACAAUGACAUUAUUAUAUUUCUAUAAGUUUUCCAUGACACCUGCUCAGUCUUGUUUGACGAGUCAUCCAUGUGUAACCGUAACUCAAUUCCUUGAUACAUAUUGGAUCUGAUAGCCUCAUCAAGUUACCAAUAUGUCGACGACACUGCAACACAAAGUACAAUCAGAGCUAGAAAUAGUUCUUCAAAAACGACGCAGCCAGGAAAACUUGCGAGAAAGCGAUUUACCAACCAGAAGGUGUCACUUGGAGGUAAACUCAAAUAGUAACAACAACAUUAACAACAACCUAGAAACAAGCACCACACAACGCUGUAACUGCUGCCCUUAUGGUUACCAUAUUGACUUGGACUUUUUAAGAUUCUGUGAAGAAAUAUCGUCUGGAGCAAAUUUAAAGAAACUUAAAAGGAACUCAAGGCCGAGAAAGAAAUCGUCUUCUGUAAAACUCUUUAGCAAACCCCCGCCGCCAAUUGUUCCACCUAAACCGCCAAAAGAUAAACGAAGGAGAGCAAAGUCUGCAGAUGAUUGCAUUGAACCAGAUCUGAUCUUGAAACGAGAGAACCAGUUAUUUUCCGCUGCUUAUAGUGACUUUGCUGAUUUGAUAAACAAGAGAUACAUACCGUACAAGCACAAAAGAAGCCCAAAUCAGUUUGCUAAUCAAGAUCUAUCAGACACUCAAUCUCUCCCUGCCCAUCUGACGGAUAUCAGUUUUAGUGAUUUUGAGAAUGAGAGUAAUUGCUCGUUAGAUGAGUCUGCUCUAGAUUGUACUUACCAGCGGCAGGAAGAGUUGUUCAUUGAAGAAGUUGAAUCCAAAUUGUCGUCGGCUUUUUCUCCAGCAGUUACAAAUUAUCAGCUUCCACCAGAUCUUUCACCUCUUAGUACAAAUCUAAUCAACGGUAGAAGUGAUUCUUUAAGUUCUUUAGACUCGCAGUCAACUACUGCAAGUUCUUUACCUCCAAUUCCAAAUCAUCCAUCGGGAAACGAUCAGUUAGUAUCAAAUAUGGCGUAUUCAAUUUCUAGGUUGUCACACGCAAAGCAAGUUGCUGAUUCUGCUAGCCAUUCUGGACGUUCAACACCUACCUCAACUAUCAGUCCAAAUUCUUUAGCAGCCAUCCGUCAGCAGAUGGCAGUAGCUCUUCAGAGAUUACGUGAGUUGGAGGAACAAGUAAAAUUGAUACCAGUAUUGACGGUAAAACUGUCUGUCAUGAAAGAGGAAAAGCGUUUGAUGAUGCUGCAGUUGAAUGCAAAGAAGACGCAACCUAACACCAAAGAUAUCGGGGUUGGUGAUGAUGCAGUCGAUCACUUUGAGGAUUUAGAAAAAAGAUCAAGCAACAUAACCACUAUUCAAAUGUCAAGUAAAUUUACAAAGUCUCCUCCACAAGUAACCAGAUUACUGGAACCUAAAGUAGAAAUGAAGUCUGUUGGAAUAAUGGCCAAAAUGUUGCCAGACCUCUGUAAUCAUGGAGAGUUGUCACAUAGCAGCGAACCAGUCAAGAUUGUAGAGACAGUCAUUUCAAAAGCUUCAAAGUCAAGUAUCCUCCAUGCAACUCCAGGGUAUGUCCAACCUCAGAUGGAAGACUGUGGAGUAAACACAGAUAAUAUUGAUAAAUGUACUGUGGGAACCAAUGUUACUGUGCAAACAACCACAUGCUCAACAAAUACAAGAAUUCUUGAAAUGUUAGAAAAGAGUUCUUCCAUUGAAAUGUCAUUUUGUGAUCAGCAAUGCAACACUGUCAAUCCAGUUAUGACAAUGAACUGCACGAAUACAGAUCUUCAAGUUGAGGAUCAGUCAACUUCUACAGAUUAUAUCCAGCAUAAUCUGCCCAGUUGUGGAGUUAAUACUGACAUUUUGGUGACAAGAAUAGUUGGCACUAAUACUGACUCAUUAAAUGUUCAAAAGCCAAGGGUUGACUUUACUUGUAAUACAGAACCAGUACUUGUCAAUGAGUAUGUCACAAAGAAAGAUUCAUUUACAGAUAUGAUGAUAACCACAAAAGAUUCAGGUAUUCUCACCGAACCAGUUCCUGCGCAUGAUCAGGAAACAGAGAUCAGCGUGGUAUGUCAGGACGUAGCAACAGAAACUGUAAAUGAGUGUAAUAGUCAAUGUACUAAUACAGACUUUCUUCAACAGGAUGAAAAAUCCAUCCAAUUUCACACAGAAUCAUCAGAGAAAGCUGUCAGUGCCAGUGUAGCAUUGCAGGAUUUUGCAAUUGGAACAGAUUUAGUACAAGCUGAAAAGGGGACAUUGUGUGAUAUUGUACCAGAAAUGAAGAGCACUGGUGUUGGAGAUGGCAACAUCAAGAACGUCUCCCCUUCUAUUAGUGUGUCUGCUGAAAUAACAACAGAGAAAUCUGUCAGAACAAUUACAGUUGGAAGUUGUAGUACUGAUGAUAGAUUUGGCAGUGCUUGUGACAAUCUCCUGACAAGCUCUGUUGCUGUUGGCAGUGACAGUGAGACUGCACAAGACCUUUACCAAACUUUAAAUUAUUCCAGUGGUCUUCAAAGCAAUAAAGAGAGAUAUAUUGAGAUCAAAGACUUCGAGGAGGAACAACCACCUCUCACUGAGGGUGCAGCUGAUGCAGAAACUGAGGUUCUUCAAAAAGUUGAUGAAGCAGAACUCCAAGUUAAGUCUGUAUCAUUUGACAACCAGCUUUCUGCGGAUGAUUCUGUGGAUUAUUACAAGCCACUGGAGGAAAUUGUCAGUAUCCCUCAACUUCCAUUAUUUGAUGAUAUGUGGAGCAGGGAAAAUGAAGAUGUGUUAGAGGAUCAGCAAGAUGUGUCCGCGUCACUGAGUUACUCACCGACUCAGAGUCAGUCAUCCAUCACAGAAGAUCUGCAUACAGGUGCGUCUGAGUAUACAGAGAUUCCCGGUAGUAGCAUGGCAUACCGGUACCGCCGGGAUAAUCUGUUUGCUGGCGCUUUCACUAACAUGCACGCCAUGCUUGAAGAGAAAUCUGUCAGAACAAUUACAGUUGGAAGUUGUAGUACUGAUGAUAGAUUUGGCAGUGCUUGUGACAAUCUCCUGACAAGCUCUGUUGCUGUUGGCAGUGACAGUGAGACUGCACAAGACCUUUACCAAACUUUAAAUUAUUCCAGUGGUCUUCAAAGAAAUAAAGAGAGAUAUAUUGAGAUCAAAGACUUCGAGGAGGAACAACCACCUCUCACUGAGGGUGCAGCUGAUGCAGAAACUGAGGUUCUUCAAAAAGUUGAUGAAGCAGAACUCCAAGUUAAGUCUGUAUCAUUUGACAACCAGCUUUCUGCGGAUGAUUCUGUGGAUUAUUACAAGCCGUCAUCAGCAAGUUCCAGUUCUAGCGAAGACGAGUCAUCAGAGUCUGAGAGUGAAAGUUCUGAUGGCAGCUCGACUGCAUCAACCUCUCCUGAUGAAGGUUGCUACGAUAGCGAACUCGGUCAGAUAACGUACCACAAGGUCACACGCGGGAAGCUAUCAAGUCUGGUCGAGUUGUCUACAGAGGUCAAGGAAGUGCCAAAAGUGCGGAGAGAAAUGCCAACAUUGAAAGAGGUUGAGGUAGAAGAAGGAUUCGCUCUGAAUCCAGCAAUUUAUCCUGCAUUGGAUCAGAUGGAAACAUUACUGGCCAACGGAAUGGAAGAGAGGAUCCAAGAUUUUGUAAGUCCAUCACCAUAUGAUAAACUUUGCAUUUUUGUGAACACUGCUCUGCAUUACUCCGUUUCACACGGUAAUUAUAAUAUAGUGGAACAACUACUGGAUACAGGAGACUGCAGUGUCAACAAGCAAAACAAAGCCGGAUAUACAGCCAUUAUGCUAGCCUCCUUAUCAGCCGUGACAAGUGAAACGCAACGUCUGGUCAUCAGGAGGCUAUUUAAUUCAGGGGAUGUUAAUGUCAAGGCCUCACAGGCAGGACAAACUGCGUUGAUGUUGGCAGUUAGCCACGGUAGAAGGGAGAUGGUUGAAUUGCUGUUGGAAGCUAAUGCCGAUUUGAACUUGAAAGAUGAGGAUGGAUCCACAGCGCUGAUGUGUGCCAGCGAACACGGCCAUCUUGAUAUAGUCAAGAUGCUAUUGGCCGAGGCAGAAUGUGAUCCCACGCUUCUUGAUAACGUAAGUUUGCAGGCCGGCUAACAGGGUAGUUUUUUUUAUGCAUCACUGCUAAUGUUGCGGUUGACACGUGCAGCACAUCUCAGCACCUCUUUUAACCACACUGCACGGUCACGGGGAAUCAUUGGCGCAAUGCAUUUUGGCAUACCUUAUGAUAUAAAAUGCAAAUGUGUUUAUAUAAUAGCAUAAAUAUUCUCUGAAAAAAUGUUUGAAUAUUUCUUAAGAUGCUUAUUGGUUAACAACAGAUUAUACAUUAAAAUAAUUCUACAGCCUAUUUCUGAUUGUUUUACUUUAACAGAUUGAAAGACACAUUAUUUGUUUGAUCAAACCAUUAGAAUAAGAUCUGAUCAAACAUUUAUUUGUUGAUUUUUUUUAUUAAGUUUAAGAAUUACAGAUUUAUCUCUUAAAGUUUUAAUGCUCUUCUCAGACAAAUCGGGAGGUGUUCUGCAGACAUUGAAUCAACUUAAUAUCUAAUUUGUUUUUAUAUAAUCUUAUUUUAUCUUUUUUUCAAAAUAAUGAUACAAUACAAUAAAAAAUCUUUCUUUAUUCUGGAAAGCUCUUUCGAUACAAUUUAAGUACUAGUCUCCCAAGAGGUUCUGAUUUAGUACAGUAAACAUAAUAUAAAUUAAAAAAGAGAAUGAAAAGAGGAAAAAAACAAUUAAUUUACAAUGUACAAAGAUAAGAAAUUAUAAAAUGUUUUGAAAAUAAAGUUGAUUAAUUAAUAUUAAAAAGAAUAUUGAUAUUCUCCUCUCCCCAUAUUAGGGAAUAAAACCUGCCAUGCACCAAGGACUAGAUAUGCGUAGCAUAUCUUUCACAAUGUAGGCAAUUCAUGCCUUUUGCAUGUAACAAGGAUCAUAUUCAGCUCAUACAGAAUAUUGUCAAGAAUGUUAUAGGCACGAAUGAUAAUAAUGACGUAUUCAUUGGCGUGAGGUUGCAAAAUCUCCAUAUUGUAGCAAAUAUUAAGUGACCAUGGUUACUACAGUACUUCGAUUACCCGAAAGGCAAUCCAACAAUCCUCUGUGCCAUCCAACGUCUAAUGCGAAACGAUCACACUUGAUUGUUCACCUAAACCCGAGGAAUGCCUUUUCAGCGGCCAUACCUGACUCACCAUCUCCCUGUCUUUAGGCCGAGGCUGGAGUCACACCUGUUCCAUUCAAUUUAAGUUUUGUUAUGGGCUAGCGGAUGCUUAUCUCUCCUUAAAUCUGGUCUUUAUUGAGUGUUUGUUUUGUAUAUUAAAACAAUAAUUUUGAUAACUCACAAAGAGUUUCUGAUACAUGCCUAUUGAAUCAACCGCUUUUUAACUUUUGAACUUUCUGGCCCUAAUUACUCUAUAUUUUUUAGGGUGUAAAUCUUAUGAAAGAAAAUUUAUUUUAAAUCCGAAAGAAGUAAAAAUGAAUUUUGGCAAUCAUACGUCUUCAAUACUGUUCAUUUUUUUGUCGAAGGGAUAAUAUUCUUGUAAAGUUGAUUGCAAAAAAUGAGAUGUAUCAUGAUGGGUUAUUGCAAAUUUAAUCUUUUUUCAAGCAAAACUUUACAUGUGAGGUGCAAAACUAAUUUUUAAAUGUCACAUUUGAUAUCCUAAAAAAAGUUAUAUUGCUUGACCUCUCAUUGUAAAUUGUGAUGUUAUUACAAAGCUAAAAUGGAUUGUAAUGGUGACUAGUAGGAUCCUAAAAUCCUAUCUGUAUAAUCACUCAUUAUCGUUCUUGUUUUUCUAAUCACUUAUCUGAAACAAAUUAAAUGUUGUAUGCUAGUUUAAUGUUAGGCUGAAAGUAGUGGCCUAGAUUAUCUUCACCUUGUCAGAGGUGAAGGCUUCGAGCCUCCUGUUUGGCCUAGAUUUCUGCUCCUUAAAACAUGCGUCCUAUGUGAGGAGCUCGGGUGAAGACGAGGAUGCUUUAUCAUUACAACUUCACGUUAAAACGAAUCAAAGGCGCAGGCUUGCCAAUCAAGCGACAACUUCCUGUUUGCUUGUAAGGUCAGCGUUUUCAAGUCUGAAAUAUCAAGGGCCUUAUGCAAAGGAUGCUGGGAAAUUAGAAACACGUGAAAAACAAAACAUAGACAGUUUCUACUAAAGAAAUAUAAAAAAAAACUGUUUAUAAAUGAACGAAUAAAAGUAAUUCAUUCUACUAAACUAUUAUACAUUUUAAUAAAGAUAAAUUUAAGGGAAAAUUUAGCAUUUGUAUGAAAUUAAAUGUAGGCGUUUAUUACCAGACUGUUUACGUAUAUAGUCCAUAUUUUUAGAGGUUAGUGACAAAUAAAAGCAUAUAAUUUACAUUCAACCAAAAUUCUCUCUCCCUGCUUCCCUACCACCCCCACUAACUAAUCAAACAUUUCA
Messenger RNA from Anneissia japonica, 6404 nucleotides. RefSeq names its product KN motif and ankyrin repeat domain-containing protein 1-like. Lineage: Eukaryota; Metazoa; Echinodermata; Crinoidea; Comatulida; Comatulidae. Bases 140 to 4099 code for a protein of 1319 amino acids. Gene Ontology annotation, molecular function: protein binding. The record is from RefSeq and is a predicted model, not a curated record. Gene Ontology annotation, biological process: negative regulation of actin filament polymerization. Gene Ontology annotation, cellular component: cytoplasm; cytoskeleton. The transcript is spliced from 10 exons.